This is a messenger RNA of Zootermopsis nevadensis, 5278 nucleotides long. It is a transcript of the gene pns, whose product is annotated as DENN domain containing pinstripe. Gene Ontology annotation, molecular function: small GTPase binding; guanyl-nucleotide exchange factor activity. The record is from RefSeq and is a predicted model, not a curated record. NCBI's taxonomy places the organism in Eukaryota, Metazoa, Arthropoda, Insecta, Blattodea, Termopsidae.
UCGGUAUUUUGUACUGAAUCAGCAAUGCUCAAAUCUGACCUGUCAGUUCGACUGUGGUAGAGAGAAAAGCAGAAGUGGAGUGGAAAGUGCAAAAUGGUUUUAUGCGGGAUUCUUCCUACGCGAAAGAGCAGGAUCUGUAAUUUAGAGUGAGGUUGACUGUGUUUCUCUUAGAAUGAAUUCGCAAACCUGUUCCGGAGCAAGUAGAUUCGCGGAUUACUUUGUAAUCUGCGGUUUGGAUCUAAGUUCUGGACUAGAACCAGAUCGUUUUGCUGGCGACAACUUGGAGUCAACACCUCUCGAGCGAUCAUACAAGUGCCAGGUGCUGGGACACUACCCGGAGUCAGUGCUGUGGAACCCUUUUGACAGGAAUGCAGUCGGCAUGCUGUGCCUGCCGCACGGCCUGCAGUUUCGCACGCAGAAGCACUCCCUGGAGCCGCAGUUCCACAGCUUCGUCAUCACACGAGAGGAUGGGCGCCGCAGCUAUGGCUUCAGUCACGUGUUCUACGAGGAAGUGCGCAACCGCAAAAUCUGCUCAGCCAUGCAGACCCUGCAGGCUCUUGUGUAUACAGGCGAUGCAUCUGACAGAGCUGUCAAGCAGUCAAGUUGGUAGUAGGAGUCGGCGAAAUCAUUCUUCUGGACUGGGACAUGACGCGCACAACACACGAUCACUUCCACGCCACUUCAAACUGUCAACGCACAAGCAGGGGGCAGCACAGAGCUACUAUGAUGCAGUUAAGGACACACUCUACGUCUGCAAGAGCAUAGCACUGAUAUGUCAGCUACCAUACGUGUAUGCUGCUCGCAAAUUCUUGGCUGGACUGCACAGGCUGGUAUCUGCUCCAUGCCCAGGACAACUCAGCAUUGAGAGCUAUGUACAUAACAUGCUAUAUGAAGUACCAACCCCACAGCCCGGACGGAGCGUACACUUUACGUGCCCUGUGGUAGACAGCGUCAUCAUUCAGCGGCCAGGCUCCAUUGAGGAACUGCCGCUAUUCGACUUUCCACUGCGAGAAUUAUUCACCCUCCUCGGGGUGGAGUGCUUUAUACAGCUGUUCACCUGUGUUCUUCUAGAGCACCAAGUCCUGUUGUGCUCCUCGGAUUACCAUCGUCUGAUGCUGGUAGCCGAGUCUGUGACGGCGCUGCUGUUUCCUUUCUCGUGGCAGCACGUGUAUGUUCCAAUCCUGCCGGCGUCCUUGCAACACUUCUUGGAUGCGCCUGUACCAUUCAUAAUGGGCCUGCACAGCUGCAGUGAGUCGCAGCUCAAGUCUGCAAGUGAGGCCAACCUGUGUUACGUGGACAUUGAUAGCCAGACCGUCCAGUUACCAGAGGAGCUGCCCAGUUUUCCCCAGCGUGCAGAGUUUGUGAGCGAGUUGGUAGAACUGCUCGCCAAGCACAAAGUCAGCAACGGCCAGGCAGACAGGAACCUCAGUGACUGCAUAUUACUGCCACAUGGUAGUAGCAAUGUGACAAACCUGAUGACCUCCAGCUGCACACUGCCGGGUGGCUUUGGUCCGCGGAUGCAUCGGAAGCACUCGUGGUCACACAACACAGACUCUGGCGUACCAAGCGGAUCUAAUGCCGUCUCUCCCCAGUCAGAUGCCCUGCAGCGCAUUGUUGCCAUCGUUCAGUGCACGGGUGUCUCGUUGGACGGCUGUGGGCAAGUAAAUGGCGUUGAGUGCGAGCUGCCUGAGCAUGAACAGUACAUAGAGGAUCUGCGAUUCAACAAUGCAGUGCGGGAAGUGUACCUGAACCGUUUUGUGUAUAUGUUUUCAGCGUAUGAGCACUUUGUCAUACAACCAAAUCAGGACAAGGAGCAGUGGCUGAAAAACAGAGACUCAAUGCAGAACUUUGACAAGGCCACGUUCCUUUCUGAUCAGCCUGAGCACCACUUGCCCUUUCUGUCGCGCUUCAUCGAGAGCCAGAUGUUUGCCACGUUGAUUGACAACAAGAUCAUGGCCAACUGGAGCGAGGUGGAGCCCAACUUGCGUGUUUUUGACCGUAGGAUACGCCUUCUCAGAAAGCGGUUUGGGGAGGCAUUGGUUCGGACUCCGGGGUACGAAACCUGCACUACCAUCAGGGACACAGAAUUGUUGCUGGAAAAGCGCCUGGUGUCAGUGGAUGCUGAGGUGGUAAGCCCCCAGGAAAUCCGGCAAGCUUCCGAUCCGCUACAGCACUCGGCACCUCCCUCCAAAACACGGCCAGGCAUAUUCCCUUUGUUGGACCCAGUCAUCCUCAACAAAGAGCCUGUUCACAGAUCUAGAAAAUGUAACACUAUGCAGUGGCGCACUCCUCAUCGUUAUCCCCACCACCGGAGUUCAGAGCGACGUGAAGCAGCAGACGCUCAGAGUGCAAGUGACAAUGCAGCAAGGACCGGAAGCACGGAGACCAGCAACGGGGUCGGUUUGCGGCAGCCGAAGCUAAGCGGUGGCAUGAGCCCUGCGCUGGUGGCUCAGACCAACUGGAGCUUUGUGGAGAAGCUGCUAAAGGACUGCAAAAGCAAGACAAAGCGCAUGCUGGUGGAGAAGAUGGGAACUGAAGCUGUGGAAUUGGGGCAUGGUAGCGGAGAGGGUUCGCUGGUAGGAGUGGAAGAAAACACGCUUAUCGCAAGCUUGUGUGACCUUCUGGAGCGGAUCUGGUCGCAUGGACUGCAGAACAAACAGGGUAAGUCUGCUCUGUGGUCACACCUCACCAACUACCAAGAGCUCAAGGUGUGUGAUGACACGUCAAAACCUAUCGAUCCCAACUUUCUAACGCCAGCCCUUGCGUGGUGCGUGCUGCGGAAGAGACUUGACUAUCUGUCUUCAAUGGCACUGGAGACGGAUUUCUCAACAUCCAGUCAGCAACAUGGACGAGAGACACACAAAUUGCCAACGGACAGCAGGCCACAGUGUAGCAACACUGCUCCCUUCACCCCUUCUAACUCGGACCAGCCGAAUCUGCAUCCCCUGCCUGUAUCGUUGACCACUGACAUGAGGAAUGUGCAAGCAAUGACAGACAUCAAGACCCACAUUGGUUAUGCACGAGCCUGGGUGAGACUGUCACUAGAAAAGAAGCUGCUGUCGAGACAUCUGCACACACUGCUCUCGGAUUCGGCGUUGCUCAGGAGCCAGUACAAGCGAUACGCGUUCCUGCGCUGUGAAGAUGAGAAGGAGCAAUUUUUAUAUCACCUGCUAACCCUGAAUGCCGUCGAGUACUUCUGUUUCACCAACACAUACACAGGCACCAUACUACCAUACCGUGUCGUGAUAUUCCCGUCCAGAAAGACAAGUGCUGCCACCACCUCGGCUAACUCCUGGGUUACAAUAUCGGGCACGCUCGGCGAAACAUCCCCAGUGCCUAUCCCCCGUGGAGCCCUGGAGUUUGUGUUUCGCCACAAGAAUCUUGGUAUCCUCACAACUUUGAGGAUCGGGCACGAUAACUGUGGGCCGUCCCCUAAAUGGAUGGUGGAGCACGUGGUGGUGCGGAAUGAGGUGACAGGACACAUGUACAAGUUCCCUUGUGGGCGAUGGCUGGGGCGGGGCAUUGAUGAUGACUCAACAGAGCGCCUGCUAGUUGGUGAGCUGGUGCCUUGCAGUGUUGACAGUGAGGAGCUCGUGGAGACGUGUCGCACGCCCCCACCUCGUUGCCACAGCCCCAGUGUGCCUCGCAGAUCCCAAGACGCUCGCCCUUCUGUGGCAGAGAUCCAACAUAUGCUGGGUGAUGCGGUGAACAGCAUCGUCAAGUUAUUGUAUCAUCGCAAACACGAGAAAGAACGUAGCAUGCUGACACUGCUCCUGUGCGGGGAGACAGGCCUUGUGUAUUGUUUGGAGCAGGCAUUCCUCACUGGUUUCAAGUCAACACGCCUGUUUGGACGCAACCUCUACCUCUGGGACUAUUUCUUGCGUGCCAAGGAACAUUUUGAAGCUGCUCUCCUAGAGACUGAUCCAGACAUGACUCGUAACUCCUUGGAAGAGCAGGUGCUGUAUUGCUACUGCCAUCUGGUUGAUCAAAUUGAAAGCUCAAGGCGCACGCUUGGCAAGGAUGGAAAGUUCCAAUUAUUAGUGUGCCUGUGUGCCAGAGAACACCUGCUGUCGCGGAUGCUGAGACCCCUGUCUGCGUGCCGCGUGACGCUGGAGAUGUACGAGGAGCAGUCGUUCAUCCGCAACCCAGCGCUGCUGACUUUCCUGCAGCAGAUCCUUGAAUCGCUGGAUGAGUUUGACAUCGUCCUGGAAAAUUCACUCACUCAGGGCAUCGGGGGAACCCACUAGAUUUUUUAUAUGUCAGAUGCCCUCUGUUCGUGCCAUACAAACAAUACUCAUUAUUUGUGUACUUGAUCUGACCUUUGAAGGCAGCUUCAAAUGCGUGAAGUUGCCUUCGCGGAGGUGGCGUGUGCAGCAGGCCCCUUUUACCUUAGCUAGAUGGCAGGUACGCGCAGACCUCAAGCAGAGAAUGAUAUUUCUGAAACUUUAUUGACAGGCCUACAUUCCUCGCAUCAAGGGUUUGUGUUUUGACCUGAGAACAGGGUCUGUUGCACGUACACAUUUACUGGAGCACAACUCAUAUUGAUCUGAUAGAAAUAAGGACGUUAGAAAGUUUGUGAGGGAAAAAACGUGCUUUUUGACUGAUAUUGGAUGUUGAAUUUUGUAUGAUUUUGUGAAGUCUCUCGUCAUAUUGCAGAUUUUAACAUUUUUUUGGUCGGGGGCGGUGAAUGCUUUUCCUGCCAUCUUGCCAGCAUUUUAUAAAAAUUACAUACGGACUUCGUGAGACACUUGCUGCUAUGUACUUUUAUAUUCUCUUCAGUUCUCAGUUUGUAUAUCGUUGUUUUCAGACGAACGCAGUUGGCGCUUAUUUCAUCAGUAGGAUAACUUCUUAGAUCUGAUUAGAGAUAUUUUAUUGAUGAGAAUAAAUGUUCGCGUGGAUAUUUUAGAGUAAAACAUGACAGUACUCCUACUGUCAAUCUUUUCAGUGUUUCAGAACAAGUUUUUAUGCAUUUAAAAGCAAACUUUCAGCACUUACGCUGUCCCAUUUUAUCCUAAUCUAACCAAGAAAACUAUUGCAGCUCCAGUACUUUGCAUUCGGCUGUGUCAGGGUUUUUUGCAGAUCAAAAUGCUUGGUGUAGAUUUAAAAAUUGGUGAAAAACACUAUAGUCAUGUCUGAAAAUUGAUCCAUCAAAAUAUAAUUCCAUUCUCAAGUUCUUUGCUUCCCAGGUUUUAUUUUAUUGAGAAAUAUUUAGAUGUGUAUGAGUUAAGAUCACAUUAAAGAUCUUGAGCUUCCUUUGAAAGAAUGUCCAGACUCUCAA